Messenger RNA from Thelazia callipaeda (thelaziosis nematode), 510 nucleotides. The record is from the annotation of a GenBank genome assembly. NCBI's taxonomy places the organism in Eukaryota, Metazoa, Nematoda, Chromadorea, Rhabditida, Thelaziidae.
AUGGUGGAAGAAGAUGAAACAGCUGGUAAAACACCAGAAGAGUGUCGUGACCUUGGAUUAUGGGAAGUAGAUUUGGUCUAUUAUAGUCUUUACGGGAACAAUAAGAGUGAAUCUUCUAAGAAUAAGCGCGGCAAAGCUUAUAAAGCUCGAAGUGACAGUGAAUACAAGUGUUUUGAAUCCCAUGAUGGAGUCUUGUAUCGGCCAGGUGAUCACGUUUUUAUUGAAACAUCUCAGUGCGAUCCAUAUUUUAUUGGAACAAUAUCUAAUUUUAAAAUGACAAAAAGAGACCAGCUUUCGGUAAAAAUAACGCGAUUCUAUCGUCCUGAGGAUGUACCUGAAGACAGUUACUCACUGCUACUUCAAGAUCGUCAAGACGAUACAUCUCUCAACCAUACUGUAAUGACUGCUAUGCAAACUCGUGAAUUGUUUUCCUCUGAAAUAUCAUCUGUGCACCCAAUCUAUCAUCUCAGGGCUGAAGAAUUUUUGGAAGAUAUGAGUUCUUGGAAUUAG